Molecule: messenger RNA, 1649 nt
Organism: Castor canadensis (American beaver)
Lineage: Eukaryota; Metazoa; Chordata; Mammalia; Rodentia; Castoridae
Source: RefSeq, a predicted model, not a curated record
GCGCGCGGGCCCCGGGCCCGGCGUGGCGGGUUCGCGCAGCGUGCAGUGCGGCGGAGGGGCCCGGGUCCCAGGUGCGCCUGGAGCGGCUCUGGAGGCGGCGGGGGCGGGGAGGCGAGGGGUGGGGGGAGCCCAGGCCCCCGCCUCCCCGCCCCCGGCCCGAGCGGCCGUCAUCGCGGGCGGGCGGCGCUGCGCCCGGGUGCGGCUCAUCGCCGGCGGCGGCGCGGCCGAGAGGUGGACGCCGCGGGCAUGGACUAUUCGUACGACGAGGACCUGGACGAGCUGUGCCCGGUGUGUGGGGACAAGGUGUCCGGCUACCACUACGGGCUGCUCACGUGCGAGAGCUGCAAGGGCUUCUUCAAGCGCACGGUGCAGAACAACAAGCACUACACGUGCACCGAGAGCCAGAGCUGCAAGAUCGACAAGACGCAGCGCAAGCGCUGUCCCUUCUGCCGCUUCCAGAAGUGCCUGACGGUGGGGAUGCGCCUGGAAGCCGUGCGCGCUGACCGCAUGCGGGGAGGCAGGAACAAAUUUGGGCCCAUGUACAAGCGGGACCGGGCCCUGAAGCAGCAGAAGAAGGCACAGAUUCGCGCCAACGGCUUCAAGCUGGAGACAGGCCCCCCAAUGGGGGUGCCUCCGCCGCCCCCUCCCCCACCGGACUACUCGCUGCCUCCCAGCCUGCACGCACCUGAGCCCAAGAGCCUGCCCUCCGGUCCAGCCAGUGGGCCACUGGGCGACUUUGGAGCCCCAGCACUGCCUAUGGCUGUGCCCAGCACCCAUGGGCCCCUGGCCGGCUACCUCUACCCCACCUUCUCUGGCCGUGCCAUCAAGUCUGAGUACCCGGAGCCCUACUCCAGCCCCCCGCAGCAACCUGGGCCACCCUAUGGCUACCCAGAGCCCUUCUCCGGAGGGCCCAGCGUGCCCGAGCUCAUCCUGCAGCUGCUGCAGUUGGAACCGGAAGAGGACCAGGUGCGGGCACGCAUCGUGGGCUGCCUGCAGGAACCAGCUAAAGGCCGCCCUGACCAGCCGGCAGCCUUUGGCCUCCUGUGCAGGAUGGCUGACCAGACCUUCAUCUCCAUCGUGGACUGGGCCCGCAGGUGUAUGGUGUUCAAGGAGCUGGAGGUGGCCGAUCAGAUGACACUGCUGCAGAACUGUUGGAGCGAGCUGCUGGUGUUUGACCACAUUUACCGCCAGAUCCAAUACGGCAAGGAGAGUAGCAUCCUGCUGGUCACCGGGCAGGAGGUGGAGCUGAGCACCGUGGCUGCCCAGGCCGGCUCCCUGCUGCACAGCCUGGUGCUGCGGGCCCAGGAGCUGGUGUUACAGCUGCAUGCGCUGCAGCUGGACCGCCAGGAGUUCGUCUGCCUCAAGUUCCUUAUCCUCUUCAGCCUUGAUGUGAAAUUCCUGAACAACCACAGCCUGGUGAAGGAUGCUCAGGAGAAAGCCAACACUGCCCUGCUUGAUUACACCCUGUGCCACUACCCACACUGCGGGGACAAGUUCCAGCAGCUGCUGCUGUGCCUGGUGGAGGUGCGGGCUCUGAGCGUGCAGGCCAGGGAGUACCUGUAUCACAAGCACCUGGGCAACGAAAUGCCGCGCAACAACUUGCUCAUUGAGAUGCUGCAGGCCAGGCAGACUUGAGCCUGGUGGCGGGC